GUUACUACUGGAUUAUGCAAGUUAUUUGGCCCUGUUUCCUCUGAGAUAUGACUUAAAUAUCAUUUAACUUGAAUAAGAAAGGAACUGAUUUUUAGAAAGCAGAAUGCCAAGGAAAAGGAAAAAUCUUGGUGGAAGUCCUGCUAGGAAGUCUCUGAAUGCAGAGGAUGUUGCAUCCAAUAUUGUUCAUCGUGAGGAGCUGACACCUCUUCCUACACCGCCUCAACCAAGUGUUGACAAAGAAAAACUCUUAAACAGCUUGUCAGAGAUGUUUUCUGACCUGGAUCCUGAUGUUGUUUAUUUGAUGCUUUCAGAAUGUGAUUUCAAAGUUGAAAAUGCUAUGGAUUGUCUCUUAGAACUGUCCACUGGUGCCAAAGGAAUGCCAGCCUCUAAAAGCUUAAUAUUGGAGUCAGUUGCAACACCACGUGCUUUUGUUAAUCAGCAAUUUGCUGAAGGAAACGAAAUGAAUGAAAAAUGUCCUCUUGCAGAAGAUGAAGACAGUUCAACAGCUGAUGCUUUCUCUGAUAUGCGACUUACUGAAGACUUGGAUUCCUUAAUACAAAAUGCAUUUGAGAAAUUGAAUUCUAAUGACCAAGUGUCUACACAGUCACUUUUGCCUUUGGAAAAUAAUUUUGGCGGUACUAGUGACAGUGGGAGAAGUGUUUCUCUGCAAAAACCAGAAAUGGACACUGAAACAUUUGAAAAUUCAGAACAUGUAACUUUGUAUUCAGAUUUGAGCAAGUCCAGAAAUUGUAAAAAGGAUGCUGUAUGGCCUUUAACAAAUAGCAGUCCUGUGGACACCCAGCCAAAUAGCUUUUUCACUCAACCGAAUGACUCUCUAGUGGUAUAUGUUAAUCCCAGGCAGACUCAGAAAGCGCUUUCAGAUGCUCAGAAUUUUGGAUGCCAGUCUUCUCAAGCCUGUGUACAUUUGGGUACGAAUGAAUUAAGGACUGCUGUUAAUCCUCUUGUACAGAUUUCAGACCAGGCAGAAGAUGGAGUGGUGGGCACAUGUGGGGAUCAGAAUGGUGUUUCUGGCCCUGAUUUGUUUACACAAGCCAAAGGGUUUGGUUUCAUGUCACAAAAUCAUGUAGAACGACCCCCACCGGGAAGGGAUUUCAACUUUUGCCCGGGAAUGCCCUCAUUGCCACCCCCAGCAGUGCUACCGCAGAGUUCCUGGAAUCCAAUGGCUUCUGCCUUUGAGCCUUUCCAGGGCAUCCGCAGCUUCAUCACGCCAGUCGCAGCUAGUCCUCAGCCCGUGAUACCUAUGUUUGACUACUGUGAACCCGGGAGAGUCUGUGCUUCUCUGCCACCCCCGGUCCUUUUUGGGCCCUGGGACAGAAAUGCUUCCCUGCCAAUGCCAGUAACAUGGAGAAGUCAAGAUGGAAAUGCUUACCAAGGGCAGGAGCCUUCUGCUUCUCACAACGUUCGAAGAAAAAACCCUUACGUAGGCCAGACGCUUGUCCUACUCAGAGGACUUCCAGGAUCUGGGAAAUCCUUUUUGGCAAGGAAAUUGCUAGAGGAGAAUCCUAAUGGAGUUAUACUUAGUUCAGAUGAUUUUUUUUACAAAAAUGGACAAUAUCAAUUUGAUGGAAAUUUAUUGGGUGAAGCACAUGAAUGGAAUCAGAAACGAGCUAAAGAAGCAUUAGAGAAGAAGGUUUCUCCUAUAAUAAUAGAUAACACAAAUCUACAGGCAUGGGAGAUGAAGCCGUAUAUAAUUAUGUCACAAAAGCAUAAAUAUAAAGUUCACUUCCGGGAACCGGACACAUGGUGGAAAUUUAAACCAAAGGAACUUGCAAGACGCAAUAUUCAUGGAGUAACCAAAGAGAAAAUAGUAAGAAUGUUGGAACAUUAUGAACGUUAUGUUUCUGUGACACAUGUCCUGGAUUCUUCAGUUCCAGAUAGACCAGAACAUAAUGAGUUAAGUGAAACUUCUUGUCAAGAUGAAAAUAUUAGCCUGAAAGACUCAGAUGAUUAUACUUGUUUGAAAGAAAGUGAUCUUUCCUUAUCUUUGAAGCAUCCUGAAAUAAGCGAAGAAAAACUUAAAUUGGGGACCAAUAUUUCUUCAUUUCAAGAAAAUAUGAAGUGUUUUCCUAUAGUAGAUUUAGAAAAAGGAAAACAAGAAGUAAGUGCCAUCGAACCUUAUUUUCAGAAAACUGCCAUUCAGGAAUCUGGAGAGCAUGAAUUAGCGAAUUCUGAAAAUAAAGAAGUAUUAGAUGAAAAUGAUGCAGAGGAAGAAAAUGUAGAUCUAUUUCCCGAAGGGCGAAGUAUUAAAAUAGAUACUUCCAGGUCUGGAGAUAAUAUUAUGAUAAAUACUACUUUUAGUGAAGGAAACCAAGACGCCAAUCGACUUUCAAAGAAAAUCAAGGUCCAAAAUGAAAACUAUGGAUGUAGUGAAAUGGCUGCUGAUCCAGAAAUAAUAAAUGAAACACAGUUCAUGACACAAAACAGUUUGAUUUCAGAAAAGUCCCCAAAGCAUGAAUUACUCAAUUUUUUUGGUGAUUGGCCAGUUGAGAAAACAAUGGGUCAGAGGAUCAAGAGGAGUAAAAAAACUGAAAAACCUUCCUCUGUACAAUGUAACCGAGAGUGCCCCACACUUGAAUCCUACUUGGAAACGGGCAGCGACGGGCAUGUGGCCAGGGCUUCUGCCCAGCAGCAAGGACUCUCAGAGGAAAGUGGGGAACGAGGGAAGACUGCCCAGGGUAACGAGCUUUUAGAGCCUUUAUACAACUGCGCUGAACAUGAGGCAUCCACAGAGGGCGAUAAAGAGGUGCCAGAAGCACUGGAUGAGGCUGAUUGGCCUUCCUCAGAUUCUUUAGCUCAGAGAGAACCACGAGCAGGACUCUCCAAGACCUGUCUCAGUGAAGCUCCUCAUGAAUCUGAAAGGAGUCAGAGUCUGAGCGAGACAGCUUUAAAAAUAGCAGAUGUCUUUUAUGAGGUCUUGGCAGACCACGAAGACCAGAGGAACUCAACUAAGGAAAAACCUGACCUUUUAUCCUGUGAACUUACCAAUGAGAAUAAUAGCGGAUCUCCCUUGUCCCUUACUUUUACCUGCGGGGAUGCCCCUCCCUCCCAAGGGGUGGAAACAAAAGUUGCACCUGAAUUUCCAGAAGGAAGGACUGAAGAUUUAUCUUUUCUUGAUGUAAACAAAUGGUCCCAAACUGAGCCGAAAGAUUUUGCUCUUUUGUGGAAAAUAGAAAAAAAGAAAAUUAGUGUUUCUGAUUCAAUCAGAGUAUUAACAGGAAAAUUAGAUGGAUUUAAGCCGAAAGAUUUUAAUACUAAUAUCAAAUCAGAUAUUCAAGAAAUAAUUCCAUACAGGGUAAUGUAUGAUAAAAGUACAUACGUGGAAGAAAGUGAACUUACGAAUGCUGAUGAAUCUGAAAAUCUAAAUACUCUUUGUAAAAUUUUUGGUUCUUUUUCAUCUGAAGCACUGAAAGACUUGUAUGAACGGUGCAACAAGGACAUUAUUUGGGCAACGAGCCUUUUGUUGGAUUCUGAAGCAAAGUUAUGUGAAGAGAAUGAGGAAGAAAGUUUACCAGAAUCGGACGAUGAUACACAAAUCGAGCAAUUUGAUGUAAGUGCAUAUUUGAAGGAGAUUAUCAGCCAUGGAGGGACUUCCAGUUCCAGUAUACCAAAAAAUGGCCUUGGAACUGGCAUGGAUCACGUUGAUAAACAGCUUAGCUAUGAUGAAGACAGUAAAAUCCCUGGAAGAGCAGACAUAAAAGAUAUAAACACUGAGAAAUCAGAAUUAGUAACAAGUAUUUUAUCUAGUAUUGUCAGAGAAGUAAGACAUACCCAUGAAUUGCCUUCUAGCAGCAAGCAGACAAAACUUUCUGAUUCAGAUAACAUUGAACGAUCAGUUUUAGAUAUUUCAAAAAAUAACUUAAGUGAUAUAAACUUUAAAAAUAUGAAUGAAAUAGAUGGGGAAUCUUUAGCCACAGAGUUUGGUUCAUGUUCUUUACAGGUUUUGCCUGAUAUUUUCAAAACUACGUCUGAUACUUUAAAUGAAGAAACUGGCAUUAUUGAAUAUUUUGAAGGAAAGAAAAAUGAAAAUCUUACAAAAAAUGAUAAGAAAUUUCAGGCGCUUACAGAGGGAUUUAUUGAUGAUGAUAAGCCAGAAAUGGGAAAAAUUGUAUGUGCCAAAUCACCAGCCAAUUUGGGAGGAGGAAUUAACGAGGAAAGUAAAGUGCCUCACUGUGAAGGUGACAAAGCUGAGAUUUUGAAUUCCACCCCAACGAAACCUAAACCCAUGAAUAUAGACUGUCUGGAGUUGGCAUUACCUCCUGAAUUGGCCUUCCAGCUCAGUGAAUUAUUUGGGCCUGUUGGCAUUGAUUCAGGGUCUCUAACAGUUGAGGAUUGUGUGGUUCAUAUAGAUCUGAAUCUGGCUAAAGUGAUUCAUGAGAAAUGGAAAGACUCUAUUAUGGAGCGACAAAGACAAGAUGAAAUAUCACGUGCUCUGCAUACUAGAGAUACUUCUAUUGUUGGACAUUCAAAUCCUGAUACUCCCGAACAAAAAUCAUCUCAAAGAACAGGCAAAAAACUGCUAAAGUGUCAAAAUCCAUCUGAAAUGCCGCUCUUCAUGGAUCAUUGGAAUACUCAGACUAAAAAAGUUUCACUCAGAGAAAUAAUGUCAGAAGAGAUCGCCUUACAGGAAAAACAUGAUAUGAAACAGGUACCACUUGUAUUUGAAAAAAAUUGUGCUGCAAAACUGAAGGAGAAGCAACUCUUGAAGAUGUUCCCAACCAUUAACCAAAAUUUUCUGAUGGACAUUUUUAAGGACAACAACUACUGUUUAGAACAGACAGUGCAAUUUCUGAAUUGUGUCCUUGAAGCAGAUCCUGUAAAAACUGUUGUAGCUCAAGAAUUUAUUCAUCAAAAUGAAGCUGCCUCUUCUUAUAAUACACCGAAGUCUAAGGAAAAAAAGGCAAAGAAAUCCAAAGAGACAGAAGAUAUACCGAGUGAUCCGUCCUUCCAGGAUUUUGAGUACCCUAAGUAUGAUGAUUACCGAGCAGAGGCGGUUCUUCACCAGCAAAAGAGACUGGAGUGCUAUAGCAAGGCAAAAGAAGCUUAUCGUAUGGGGAAAAAAAAUGUUGCCACCUUUUAUGCGCAGCAGGGCAGUCUCCAUGAGGAGAAGAUGAGAGAAGCCAAUCAUCUUGCUGCCGUGGAGAUAUUUGAGAAAGUCAACGCUUCCCUCCUGCCACAGAAUGUUUUGGACCUGCAUGGACUCCACGUGGAUGAAGCCAUAAAUCACUUAAUAACUGUAUUGCAGCAAAAAACUGACGAGCAUAAGCAGAAUGGUGGUAAACCAUAUCUCUCUGUGAUUACGGGAAGAGGAAACCAUAGCCAGGGAGGAGUUGCUCGAAUCAAACCAGCAGUCAUUAAAUACCUCACAAGCCACAACUUCAGGUUCUCUGAAAUUAAACCAGGGUGCUUGAAAGUUUUACUGAAGUAAACAGCUGAUUUUUGUUGUUUUUGUUAAAACUUGUACUGAAACAUUUGCAACAUUUGAAAUUGACUUUACUGUUAUACAAAUAUUUCCUUGGGAAUACUUUCCACUUUUACAACGAAAUAAUUUGUGAUGUUUUUCAGAACUUGAAAGAAUCUUACUUUUUUACUAAGUCUAAUGCCAAAUAUGUUGCCUAUCAAAGAUGAAAAAAAAAUACAGCAUCCUUAUUGAUUACAGAAUUUUAAAGAAAGCUAUUAUUGAUUAUCGUUUAAAAGUUUGGUGUCCCCUCAAUUCUUCUUUCGGAUAGAAAAUUAAAACUUUGUAUUCCUAUUUUAACAUUUACACAGUACUAAAGACUUCCAGGUAAUGUGGAGAAUACUAGAAGGCAUAAUUUCCACUUGUCAAAGUCUUAUUUAGAACAAACAUAUUUGAAUUUGAUACAUGAGUCAAGCAUCUUCUUUGCUGUUGUCAUUGUGUCCUACCAUAUACCAAAUGGGGCAAAGGGGGACUACUGUUAUUUUUUUCUGACUUGUGGGACCUCCUUUGCCUUUUUCCUAUGUGUACCAUGUAUGAAGAGAGAGUGGGGAGAGGGGGAGGGAGCUUACAGGGUAGGUUUCAGUUCAGUUCUUAAUCCCCCUCUUUCACCCACCCCCCGCCACUUCCCAUCAAUCUUAUAUUCUCCUCUGCACCAAUUUUGAUAAGGCAGAAACAUUAAAGAAAUGUUUAGACAGACCAUGUGAUUGGGAGAUAUUCUUUAUUGCUUAAAUAGAACGGAUCCCUUAAACUUAGUAUUAAGUAUCUUCAUUUAUGUUUGAUAUGGAUAAUGUCUAAAUUGUAAUAGGUUGAAAUCCUGUUUCCCAGCCUAAAUUUAGAAAACAUUCUUAACUGAAUGAUUUAAAGGAAAAUGCUAAAGCUAAAGUUUUAACCAUAUUAAACAUAAACUUCAGUGUUUUCUCAAAGGAAAAUUCUAUAGAUUUGCUCUGCUCAGUGGACUAGUUGUACAUACAUACUUUUGUUUCUUUGUAUUUCCAUUAUGCUGCACAUUUUUGAGCUGAGAAAAUUUAAAUGUAAUUUUCCUUAUGAAAUUUAUUCCCCAUUAUAACAUCUUUAAAAAAAAUUAUUGUAGCAUAAUAAGUAGGUUUAUUGUUUUAAAAAAUAUAGAAUAAAUUUUUAUAUUUUUUUGGUGGGGGGGAAAAGAUUUGACUCUAAAAGGUAGAAAAUAUUUUCCACAUUUAUUUAGCAAACUAAUUUUUUAGCUUGAAAUAUGAGAUCAACAAUUCAGGACUCACCUUUCAGGUACUACUUUACUAUAAGAAAUUCCCAAAAUUUAUAACUAUAUCUGCAAAAAGAAGAUACAUUUUAAUAAAAACAGAUCCCAGGAGCAUCUUGAAGUAUUUUUUUAAGAUAAAAAUACACGUACUAUGAAUGCAUGCUUUUUAAAGGAAAACCUUACUUGUGAAGUUGUAUUUUCAGAAAAAAAAAAAUCUGAGUUUAUGUACAGUAUCAGAAACAUUUUUAGUAGUUGCCUCUAAAGUAUUUUUCACAUGAUUACAUUUUAAACAGUUUUAUAAUUUGUUAAAAUCUGAAGAGAUAUUGGUAAUUUAGUUUAUGGUCUUUGUCCUAUGUAAAGAGCUGUACGUGUAAAAAUAAAACCUAGCUUUUUCCACAAUUACUGCAAAAGUGUGAUUGUUAACGAAGCCAACAAAAUAUGUAUGUUAGUAAGAAAGUUUAAGGGGUGUCUUAAAAAUUUGAAUUGAGACAUAUUAAUAAAUGAGCCAACUGAGUACUGGAGCUUAUGCAACUUUCUGCUCAGUUCUUUAAUUUUAUAUUAGGAGACCCAGUGAUAAAAUAAUUUAGUUGAUCACUUGAGUUAGAAUAUAUCCACUGUGUCUUCACUAUGAGUAGAGGUGUGGACAAAGUGAUCUAAAGGCCACAUGAUACAUUGAAGUAAAAAAAAAAAAAAAAGCCAAAUUGUUGUUAUCUUGGGGUUGUACAUUGGUAGCUUGAAUCGAAUACCUUAUUUUUGUUAAAAAUGGUGGGGCUUUGCCCUUGAUUAUUAAAGAUGCACCCUGGAAUUUUUAAUCAUUGAUGGUUUAUCCAUAAAAAUAUUUUUAUUCCAAAUUUCCCCCACUCAAUUAUCCCCCAUUCCCCACCCCAAUCCCACACUUCUUGGCAUACUUCUGAACAACCUCUCUUACAGUUGAUGUGUGCUCAGGAGACAAAAACUAAAUUAAUUUAGGCAAAACAUAAUUAGCAAAGAAAAUAUUACUUCCCCCUCCCAACCAUAGAAUAACAUGCCAAAGAGAGUCAAUUUGGGGAUUAUCUACUGUUUUGUGUGUUGGUUUAUCUGUGCCAUAGUUCAUUGACUGUCUUAAAAAAUUUAUUUUGUGUUUGGUUCUAUUUAGUUUCAUCAUUGAUUAUGUACUUCGAGUGUAACCUUGACCAAUAUUUAACAAGAAAUAGAUAUUAGAAAUGAUUUCUUAAAAAAUAGAAUUUUUUUCCCCCCAAAUGAGAAAUGAUAGCACGUUUUAUCAGAAUUUUUCGCCAUUGCAUGGUUGCCUACAUAUUAGUUGUUUUUAAAGCUUUUCCUUGCUGUUAAGUUCAUUGCUCAGGUUGAUAAAAUCAUCAUUUCUUUUAAAAAUAGAAUUUGUAUAGAUUAUGUGAAUGAGUGCAUCACAGGAGUUGCAAAACACUCUGAAGGCAUAGCUUGAGAUUUCUUUCUGCUAGUCUUUUUGAAUUCAAUUCUUUCCUAUGGUUGGCAAAGGACACCUGCCCCAGCAAUGGUAGAAAAUUUUUGAGGUGGUGGAAAAUGGAAAUCUUUGAAACUCAGGAAAUUGCUCCGACAAUGUUCUGCAUGAUCUAAAUUUAUGAAAGUGACCACAAAAAUGUAGUAUGCUUUUUCCUAUGUGCUUUUCAUUGGAUACAAUUCUUGUGUGUUAACACUCUAUUUUGCUUUGUGAUGGGGAUAAAAUUUAUUAACUAUUGUACAGUGGUUUAAUCUUUGUUCAUCUUUAUUUUCAUGGUGAAAAAAUAGACCUAAAUGUUUGUAUGGUAUAAAGUGUCAUAUAAAGAUCUAAUAUGAGUCUACAUAGUCUAUGUUAAUGGUGCUUAUAUAUCCUUUAAAUGUAAUUCAGGUUUGCAGAGUAUCAACACGGAAUUAAUGAAGAACAAGGCUAGAACCACAUCAGUAUCUUGAAACUUUUUUUUUAAUGCCUUCAUGUUGGAUGCCAAGUUUGUUUUUAUUCUUCUAAACAUGAACUUUGGAUUCUGUGUCAAGUAAUGGGCUUGCUAUUGAUGAGUAACUGAAAUAACUGUGAAAAAUCUCAUUGAAAUAAAACAUUGCAGCUAAGGUUAUUAAGAUCAGUUCAUUGGAGAACAUAUUUAAUUUUUUCAGACAGUAUAUCAGAAACUGUAUUAUAGAGAAAAGUGUAAUUUUGUUGUUAACUGUAAUUUUUUUAUUGAAAGACUUUUUAUAAUUUUGCUUUUAAAAUUUCUAUUGAAAAGAAUUUGCAAAUUGUACAUCUAGUUUAAUAAAGUACUUUAAACAUAAA
Messenger RNA from Antechinus flavipes (yellow-footed antechinus), 8991 nucleotides. RefSeq names its product NEDD4 binding protein 2 (gene N4BP2). Lineage: Eukaryota; Metazoa; Chordata; Mammalia; Dasyuromorphia; Dasyuridae. Gene Ontology annotation, molecular function: ubiquitin binding. The record is from RefSeq and is a predicted model, not a curated record. The coding region runs from base 104 to 5446 and encodes 1780 amino acids. The transcript is spliced from 16 exons.